Urocitellus parryii (Arctic ground squirrel) is the source of this 2123-nucleotide messenger RNA. It is a transcript of the gene Tdp1, whose product is annotated as tyrosyl-DNA phosphodiesterase 1. Gene Ontology annotation, biological process: DNA repair. Gene Ontology annotation, cellular component: nucleus. Gene Ontology annotation, molecular function: 3'-tyrosyl-DNA phosphodiesterase activity; single-stranded DNA binding; double-stranded DNA binding. The record is from RefSeq and is a predicted model, not a curated record. Lineage: Eukaryota; Metazoa; Chordata; Mammalia; Rodentia; Sciuridae.
GCGGCGGCGGAGGCGGUGUGGUCAGAAGCAUGUCUCAGGAAGGCAGUUACGGGAGGUGGACCAUAUCCAGUAGUGAUGAAAGUGAGGAUGAGAAGCCCAAACUGGACAAGCCAUCAACAUCCUCUCUCUCCCAUGCUGGGCAGGGAACAGCCAGUGAGCCACGGUUCAACUGUUCCGAAGCUCGAAAAGCUGCUCACAGGAGGCAGAUAUCACCUGUGCAAUUCAGCAGUGCAGAUUUGGCUCCACCUCCCAAAAAGCAGAAAAGUGGUUCCCAAGAAGAGCUAGGCUGGUGUCUCUCCAGCAGUGAUGAUGAACUGCAACCAGAAACUCAGAAGAAUCAGGCGGAGAAUGUGGAGGUCAAAGAGGAAAAAGACCUCUCCUCUCCCAAAGAUGGUGCUGCCCAGAGAACUGGAAGCCAUGGCCUUCCUGCCAGCCACAGGCACAAAAGAGAGGAAGACGAGUAUGAGACCUCAGGGGAAGGCCAAGACAUUUGGGACAUGCUAGACAAAGGGAACCCCUUCCAGUUCUAUCUCACUAGAGUCUCAGGAAUUAAGCCCAAGUACAACUGCAAAGCCCUCCACAUCAAGGAUAUUUUGUCUCCUCUAUUUGGGACACUUGUUUCUUCAGCUCAGUUCAACUACUGUUUUGAUGUAGUCUGGCUCGUAAAGCAGUAUCCGCCAGAGUUCAGGAAGAAGCCGAUCCUGCUUGUGCAUGGUGAUAAACGGGAAGCCAAGGCUCACCUACAUGCCCAAGCAAAACCUUAUGAGAACGUUUCCCUCUGCCAGGCAAAGUUGGAUAUUGCAUUUGGAACACACCACACGAAGAUGAUGCUACUGCUGUACGAAGAAGGCCUCCGGGUUGUCAUACACACCUCCAACCUCAUCCAUGAAGACUGGCACCAGAAAACCCAAGGAAUAUGGUUGAGCCCCCUAUACCCACGAAUUGGCCAGCAAACCCACAGAUCUGGAGAAUCAACAACGCAUUUUAAAGCUGAUCUCAUCAGUUACUUGAAGGCUUACAAUGCCCCUCCUCUUCAAGAGUGGAUUGACACCAUCCAGGAGCACGAUCUCUCUGAAACAAAUGUUUACCUUAUUGGUUCAACCCCCGGACGCUUUCAAGGAAGUCAGAAGGAUAAUUGGGGACAUUUUAGGCUUAGGAAGCUUCUGAGAGAACACACCUCGUCAAUCCCAAAAGCCGAGUGCUGGCCUAUAGUGGGUCAGUUUUCCAGCAUUGGCUCACUGGGGGCUGAUGAAUCCAAAUGGCUGUGUUCUGAGUUUAAAGAGAGCUUGCUGGGCCCCUGGCAGGACAGUAAAAUUCCAGGAAAAAGCACCAUUCCUCUUCAUUUGAUCUAUCCUUCUGUGGAAAAUGUUCGGACCAGCUUAGAAGGAUACCCUGCUGGAGGUUCUCUUCCCUAUAGCAUCCAGACAGCUGAAAAACAGAAUUGGCUACAUUCCUACUUCCACACGUGGUCAGCCGACACAUCUGGCCGCAGCAAUGCCAUGCCUCAUAUUAAGACAUACAUGAGACCCUCUCCAGACUUCAGUAGAAUUGCUUGGUUCCUUGUCACAAGCGCCAACCUGUCCAAGGCCGCUUGGGGAGCACUGGAGAAGAACGGCACCCAGCUGAUGAUCCGCUCCUACGAGCUUGGGGUGCUCUUCCUCCCGUCAGCAUUUGGCCUGGACAGCUUCAAAGUGAAACAGAAAUUCUUCUCUGGCAGCCGGGAGGCAACAGACUUUUUUCCAGUGCCCUAUGAUCUGCCCCCAGAACCGUACGGAAGUAAAGAUCGGCCAUGGAUUUGGAACAUUCCUUAUAUCAAAGCACCAGAUACACACGGGAACAUGUGGGUGCCCUCCUGAGAAUCUUAAAGCACUGUGAAAUUGAGCAUAAGAUGUUGAGCCCCAAACCUUGGAUAUUCUUGUUCGUACUGGAUGUGCAUUUCCCUUAAAAUCUGACUUGCAUCCCUGCAAAACUCAUGAAGGUUGCUCUUGUGAACUUGGAUGUUGGUUAUACUUUUAAUGUUUAUUGUCAGCAUUCUCACUUUAAAAAAAAAGUGUUAUUUUCUUAUUUCACUUUUAUAUGUUUUGGAAAGAAAGCUAUUAAACUUCACAUGUUAAAAAUAUGUA